CCUUGACCACGCAAAUUUUGGAUAGAAAUUCUUUCAACUUUGAUGGCACAUUUAUUGAAUGCAAAAUCCUUUCAACAUUUGUGUAGGUACUUGCGGUUUUCACCCUUUCACAAAAUGCCACAGAAAAAAGGUUGCAGUUUUCUGAAUGAGCCUCGUCUUGUUGCCAGGAAAUUCUUGGCACGACCUCAGAUUGAGGGUGUCGGGGCUGUUGUUAGAAGAAGCAUAGGACGGCUUUGAGACGGUCACAUACAUGUUGCAGAUAGAGGAAAUUGAAUGUUUCAAUUCACAGGCUUCUUCUCAUACUCAAUUUUCCCAAUGGCAAACAUCUCAUGAGGCCUAUAUAACUUUUUGCCAUCAUUGGGCAAAUCUUUUUAUUGGUUAUUUGACUUCUGUUGAAAUCCUUUAUAAAGUUGGAAACAUAUUAUUUUGAUGGACUAAUUAUAAAGGUGAGGCCCAAAAUAAUACAUAAAUGGAAACUGAGGCCAUGUAAAAUGUUUAAUGCCCUUCUCAUUUUCAUGUUUUCAAAAUUGUUUUGUAAAACAAUUGCACAGUAUUUAUCAAAUCCAUUUCUAUUAAAUUUUGAAAAUUGUUUUUAAAAUAAGUGUUUUAAAAAUCAAAAGACAGAAACAGAUGAGAGACACAUUUUUUCAUUCUCUUAUAUUUUCUUCAAGUGUUCUAUUUAAGUGCUUCUAGAACAAACAUUUAGAUAAACACUUUCAAACAUACUCAGACUCUCGGAGGGAGAAUUUGUUUUUUAAAAAACGCAACUUUUUAGAGACAAUAAAAAAAGCAAGCCUAAAUAUAUGGUUUUCUGAUUUGAAUAACCAGAUAUAUUAUGCCAUGCAUACACAUGUAAAAGUUAAUUCACGGUUGCCAAAUCAGCCAUAUUAAUAAGUGACAUCUAAACAACCACGAAAGAAUUGCCCCUAAAGCUGGUUACAUAAGCAAAAAGACAAGAAUGACCCCACAUGUUAAUGUCUUUUAUCUGCUUCUAGAAUACCAACUAAGCUACUACCAACUUGUACCUAAAGUUGUGAUUUGUGAAGGUGCUAUGUAAGUCCCUUCCCUUGUGCCUGUGCAUUUAUUUAUUAAUAGUGUACAAUCUUUUGUCUUAUUAAGGGAGUUAUAAUGCAUGAAGAUUUUGAAGGACAUAAGGGAACAAUAGAAGCUGGUGACUUGCAAUGGAUGACUGCAGGGAGAGGGAUAGUUCACUCAGAAAUGCCUGGGGCUCAAGGAAUUCACUCAAAAAUGCCAGGGGCUCAAGGAACCCAAAGGGGUCUACAGUUGUGGAUCAACUUGGCUUCCAAAUAUAAAAUGAUUGAACCAAGGUAUCAAGAAGUGUUGAGUAAGGACAUAGCAGAAGCUGAGGAUGAUGGUAUCAAGGUUAGAGUUAUAGCUGGUGAAGCACUAGGGAUAAAGUCUCCAAUCUACACAAGGACACCAACCAUGUUCUUGGACUUCACUCUCAAACCUGGAGGUCACUUGCAACAACCUAUACCAAAAUCUUGGAAUGCUUUUGUGUAUGUAUUGGAAGGAGAGGGUAUCUUUGGAAACAUGAAAUCUCAGCCUUCAAAUUCUCACCAUAUUCUUCUUCUUGGUGCUGGGGAUGGCCUAGAGGCAUGGAACCAAUCUUCUAAGCUCCUUAGGUUCAUUUUGGUUGGAGCAGAACCUUUGGGGGAACCUCUAGUGCAAUUUGGACCCUUUGUCAUGAACACACAAGAAGAGAUUGAGCAAACCAUUGAUGAUUUUGAGAACUUUGCCAACGGAUUUGAGAAAGCAAGACAUUGGAGAUCUGAAAGCCAAAUUAAUUAAUCUUCAUUUUUAUUUUA
Messenger RNA from Glycine soja, 1829 nucleotides. Its product is annotated as pirin-like protein At1g50590. The transcript is spliced from 3 exons. Lineage: Eukaryota; Viridiplantae; Streptophyta; Magnoliopsida; Fabales; Fabaceae. The record is from RefSeq and is a predicted model, not a curated record. The coding region runs from base 1129 to 1812 and encodes 227 amino acids.